Molecule: messenger RNA, 3332 nt
Organism: Pteronotus mesoamericanus
Lineage: Eukaryota; Metazoa; Chordata; Mammalia; Chiroptera; Mormoopidae
Gene: PABPC4
Product: poly(A) binding protein cytoplasmic 4
Exons: 16
Coding region: 1023-3005 (660 amino acids)
Cellular component (GO): nucleus; ribonucleoprotein complex; cytosol
Molecular function (GO): poly(U) RNA binding; poly(A) binding; mRNA 3'-UTR binding
Source: RefSeq, a predicted model, not a curated record
CCGCCUCGGGCCCCCGGGCCGAGUGGGCGGGCAAGACUGCGCCCAGGUCGCGAGGCGCCCUUCGACCAGCAGCGCCCGGGGCGGGUAUAAAUGGAGCGGUGGCUCCUCCAGCCGCCUCUCUCCGCCCCGGGUCGCCGCAGCUUCUGCUGCUUUUGGGCCCAGCAGCCUGAAGAAAAAAAGAGAAAAAGAUAAAAAAAAAACAAACCCGAAAACGCUUUAAAAUCUGAAAAAAAAGAAAAAGAAAGAGAGAAAGAAAAGGCGAAUCCUCCUCGGAGAAACCGCGGGGAAGUCACUUUUGCACGCUUCCGGCCUGCCCGCGCCCGCUGCCGCCGCUGCCGCCGCCACCCCACACCUGGUCGUCUGUCGGUCCCUGUCUGUCAGUCUGGUGGUGAGCUGCCCGCGUCCACGCGCCUCCGCUCCUGCCCUCCGUCCGCGCCGCGUGGCAGCCCCGCGCCCCCGCCCCCCGCGCGCCAACCUCCCCGCGCACCACGUGUCCGUGCUGCCCUUCGCGGCCCGGCGUGGAGGCGGCUGCGCGCUCGGUCCCCGGGGCUCGCCGCGCCGGCACAGACAGAUAUUUUGUAUCCCUCUUCCCUGGCUGCUGUAAUCUUAAACCGCCAGGAGCCCGGGGCCUAUAUUUAUAGAGAAACGCGUGUCCCGGAGGCCGCGUGGGCACCGUUUGGUUGCCUCUUCAAGGAUUUUUAUAAUUUGGAGGGAAAUCCCCAUUUUAAUAAAUUUGUUUUUGAAAUUUGGAGCUUCAGACCAGAACAGCUGAAAAUUACAAACUCCCAGGGAGGGCCAUAUUGUUUUUGAGAGCCUUUUGUCUGCGGUCUUGCAGUCUCCAGCGAGCCGCCCCCGAACUGCUCGGUCCCCUCCUGUUUCUGAGCCUGCUCCAGCUCCUCAGCCUCACUCUGCCACCUGUGAGCCGCGCCGCGGCCCGGGCUGAGAGGAGAGCCCCUUUUUGUCCUGUGUGGUCCCUCUAAGAAGUCCUCCUGGCGGGGCUUGGGGUGGUGGGGGCUGGGGAGAUGAACGCUGCCGCCAGCAGCUACCCCAUGGCCUCCCUGUACGUGGGUGACCUGCACUCGGACGUCACCGAGGCCAUGCUCUAUGAAAAGUUCAGUCCUGCGGGGCCUGUACUGUCCAUCCGGGUCUGCCGCGAUAUGAUCACCCGCCGCUCCCUGGGUUAUGCCUACGUCAACUUCCAGCAGCCGGCUGACGCUGAGCGGGCCUUGGAUACCAUGAACUUUGAUGUGAUUAAGGGGAAACCAAUCCGCAUCAUGUGGUCUCAGAGGGAUCCCUCUUUGAGGAAAUCUGGUGUGGGAAACGUCUUCAUCAAGAACCUGGACAAAUCUAUAGAUAACAAGGCACUUUAUGAUACUUUUUCUGCUUUUGGAAACAUUCUCUCCUGCAAGGUGGUGUGUGAUGAGAACGGCUCUAAGGGUUAUGCCUUUGUUCACUUCGAGACCCAAGAGGCGGCAGACAAGGCCAUCGAGAAGAUGAACGGCAUGCUCCUCAAUGACCGCAAAGUGUUUGUGGGUAGAUUCAAGUCUCGAAAAGAGCGAGAAGCCGAGCUUGGAGCCAAAGCCAAGGAGUUCACCAAUGUGUAUAUCAAAAACUUUGGGGAAGAGAUGGAUGAUGAGAGCCUGAAAGAGCUGUUCAGCCAGUUUGGUAAGACCCUAAGUGUCAAGGUGAUGAGAGAUCCCAGUGGGAAAUCCAAAGGCUUUGGCUUUGUGAGUUACGAAAAACACGAAGAUGCCAAUAAGGCCGUGGAAGAGAUGAAUGGAAAAGAAAUCAGUGGGAAAGUCAUUUUUGUAGGCCGUGCACAGAAGAAAGUGGAACGGCAGGCUGAGUUAAAACGGAAAUUUGAACAGCUGAAACAAGAGAGAAUUAGUCGCUAUCAGGGGGUGAAUCUCUACAUUAAGAACCUGGAUGACACCAUUGAUGAUGAGAAGUUAAGGAAAGAGUUUUCUCCUUUCGGAUCUAUCACCAGUGCCAAGGUAAUGCUGGAGGAUGGGAGAAGCAAAGGGUUUGGCUUUGUCUGCUUCUCAUCUCCUGAAGAGGCAACCAAAGCUGUCACUGAGAUGAACGGACGCAUCGUGGGCUCCAAGCCACUGUAUGUCGCGCUGGCCCAAAGGAAGGAAGAGCGAAAGGCUCACCUGACCAACCAGUAUAUGCAGCGGGUGGCUGGAAUGAGAGCACUCCCUGCCAAUGCCAUCCUAAAUCAGUUCCAGCCUGCAGCUGGUGGCUACUUUGUGCCAGCAGUUCCACAGGCUCAGGGAAGACCUCCUUAUUACACACCUAACCAGUUAGCCCAGAUGAGACCUAAUCCACGCUGGCAGCAAGGUGGGAGACCUCAAGGCUUCCAGGGAAUGCCAAGUGCUAUACGCCAGGCUGGGCCUCGUCCAACUCUUCGCCAUCUGGCUCCAACUGGUAAUGCUCCGGCCUCUCGUGGCCUCCCUACUACUGCUCAGAGAGUCGGGUCUGAGUGCCCGGACCGCUUGGCUAUGGACUUUGGUGGGGCUGGUGCCGCCCAGCAAGGGCUGACUGACAGCUGCCAGUCUGGAGGUGUUCCCACAGCUGUGCAGAACUUAGCACCCCGUGCUGCUGUGGCUGCUGCUGCUCCGCGGGCUGUUGCACCUUACAAGUACGCCUCCAGUGUCCGCAGCCCUCAUCCUGCCAUACCGCCUCUGCAGGCAUCCCAGCCUGCAGUCCACGUGCAGGGGCAGGAGCCCCUGACUGCCUCCAUGCUGGCCGCAGCACCUCCCCAGGAACAGAAGCAGAUGCUGGGAGAACGUUUGUUCCCGCUCAUCCAAACCAUGCAUUCGAACCUGGCUGGCAAGAUCACAGGAAUGCUGCUGGAGAUCGACAACUCCGAGCUGCUGCACAUGCUGGAAUCCCCCGAGUCUCUCCGCUCCAAGGUGGAUGAAGCUGUGGCGGUACUGCAGGCUCAUCAUGCCAAGAAAGAAGCUGCCCAGAAGGUGGGCGCUGUUGCUGCUGCUACCUCUUAGACAAGGAAAUACUGAUUCAAAAGCCAAAUAACCCCUCAUGAAAUUCAGCUCAAGGUUUGAAGACUUCCUAGCUUGUCCUAUGGACCUCAACAUCAAGAACCACAAAUUGCAAAUUUAAUAGGUCAUUUUGUAUCAAAAGGUCAAUUAUGAAGCACCUAGAAUUUUUCAAUUAAAAGAAUAUAUUCUCUGGGUUCUGCUAUGGCCCAGACAGUGUUGACUUUUUUUUUUCUAUUGUGGGUUUUGAUUUUUUUUUCCCCCCCAGAAAUUGGUUUUAUUUGAUGUAUCCAAGUCUUAAGUUUCUCAAUAAAGGAAAAAAUCUCCAUAAAA